Molecule: messenger RNA, 2304 nt
Organism: Erigeron canadensis
Lineage: Eukaryota; Viridiplantae; Streptophyta; Magnoliopsida; Asterales; Asteraceae
Product: GPI transamidase component PIG-T
Exons: 5
Coding region: 131-2122 (663 amino acids)
Biological process (GO): attachment of GPI anchor to protein
Cellular component (GO): GPI-anchor transamidase complex
Source: RefSeq, a predicted model, not a curated record
GUAUUUGGUCAGAACCAUGACCCGACGAAACAUAACCCAUGAUCUCUGAUUUGAUUUGUAUGUAUAAUCACACACUUUCAAAAUCCCAGCAAUGUCCGAAUGACCGAAUUGUCAUAGCACUCCACCCAACAUGCCUCAUUUAGUCUCCUCCAUUUUCAUAUUAUUUCUGCUCGCAUGCCACGUCACCUCUGAAUCCACCGGAGAAGAAGAGUUCACCGAGGAGCUACUAUUCCGGCCACUUCCUGAUCGGAAAGUUCUUUCUCAUUUUCACUUCAACACUAAACUUCCGCCAACAAAUUCCUAUGGACAUCAUCAUCGCCUUUUUCCCAAAGCUAUUUAUCAGCUGGUUCACAAAUAUAGAAUUAGAGAAAUGGAAUUGUCUUUCACACAAGGCCGUUGGAACUAUGAAAGUUGGGGUGGUUUUGACCCUGUUGCUAGCAGCAAUGCCAAACCUCCUGGUGUUGAAUUGUGGGCUGUUUUUGAUGUCCCCCCGGAUCAGGUCGAUGCUUCGUGGAAAAAUCUAACACACACACUUUCAGGGCUCUUUUGUGCUUCAAUUAACUUUCUAGAAUCUUCUACCGCCUAUUCUGCUCCUGAUUGGAGCUUCCGGUCACUUUCAGGCAAUUUAAGAUAUGGCUCGUUACCUCGAGAGGCUGUUUGCACUGAGAAUCUGACUCCCUGGUUAAAGUUGCUUCCGUGUAGGGAUAAAGCUGGGCUUUCUUCAUUGAUGAACAGACCAUCGAUUUAUAGAGGAUUUUAUCAUUCUCAGCGGUUACAUUUAACAUCGGGUGAAUUUGAUCCGGUGGCUUCAGGUCAUGGAAUAAUGCUUGUACAAACCCUUACAGUUGUUCUACAACCAGAUGAUUUGGAAACUCAUGCUGCAUUCUCCAGCAGCAGAAAUUUACAACCUAGCUGGUCUAUGAGUUCAUUAUUUGGAAGAACAGUUGAUGGAAAAUGUGCUCUUGCCGAGUCCAGUAAUGUGUAUGUUCAACUUGAGGGGAGCUUGUAUGGUAAUAUAAAAGACACACUGAACGAUCAUGAAGUCGAAAAACCCCCAUAUGAAGAUUUUGGGAGUAAUCCAACCUUUGUAUUUUCAGUUUCUCCUGACAGAAUAAUAAAAGAAGUAAAUAGCUUCCGUAAAGAAGGCUCGUCUAUUUUAUAUGGUUUUUCAAUCAAGGAUUAUCACAAUUCGAAGACCUUUGAUCUGGGAUUCAGAUGGAAGCUUCCGAUUAGUUGGUCAUGUGUGAAGGCACCCUUACGUGUGAGCCGGUUUUUGAUGGGAAGUGGGAAUGAGAGGGGUGCUAUUGCUCUCUCUUUGCAGUCUACAGAAUGGAGUCAAAGUCUACGAAAGAUUGACAAAAAUGAAGAAAGAUGUAGGUUACGGGUCGAUGUUUUCCAAGUUGUACCUUGGUAUAUUAAAGUAUAUUAUCAUACAGCAAAAAUAUAUGUGGAUGGAAUACCACAAUCGAUCACAGCUACCAUUGAAAACAUGCGUGUCUCACCUUCCGAAGAUAAGGUGUCCCCUGGAGUGAUGGAAAUGAUUUUAAAAUUACCUUGUGAGAUGAAAUCAGCUUCGUUAACUCUAGAAUUUGACAAGGGUUUCUUGCACAUAGAUGAGUAUCCUCCAGAUGCUAACCAGGGAUUUGACAUCCCAUCUGCCAUAAUCAGCUAUCCGGAUUUCCAGACACGCUUGCAUUAUAAACAGGAUAAUGCUUUGAUCAAGUCACCUAUGGUGUCCAAGAUGCAGGAAAAAAGAACGAUAUUGUCUUACACAGAAGUGCUUCUUGUUCCUUUGACAACCCCUGAUUUUAGCAUGCCUUACAAUGUAAUCACAAUUACAUGCACAGUCUUUGCAUUAUAUUUUGGGUCGUUGCUGAAUGCGCUGAGAAGGCGUGCUGGUGAGGAAGAAAGACUACUGAAAAACAAAGACAAGAAGACCGGAAAACUCCAGUUGCUGUUGUCCAAAUUGUCGGCUAAAUUGAGAGGAAAACCUUGGGAGCCACCCUCAUCAACACCACCACCACCACCAUCAUCAUCAUCAAAAUUCAUAAGCUCGAAGGUAAUUAUGAAAAUCAUAUUGGUAGCUGCAAUGGCUUUUGGAUGGCAGUAUUAUUCCGAGUGACCUUCAGAAGUAGGUAAUGCACAGUUGCACACAGCCUGUAUACUACUGUAACGAACAAACCCUAAGAUUUUGUUUAUUAGGUCCUACAGAAACUAGGAACACUAGAAGUUAACUAUAUUGUUUUGUUCCGUAUCCUGAUUUUUUAUAGUUAUCAAAAUUCACCACCAUCCAGUUUAUCACCA